Messenger RNA from Lampris incognitus (smalleye Pacific opah), 1386 nucleotides. It is a transcript of the gene fibcd1a, whose product is annotated as fibrinogen C domain containing 1a. The transcript is spliced from 9 exons. The record is from RefSeq and is a predicted model, not a curated record. Lineage: Eukaryota; Metazoa; Chordata; Actinopteri; Lampriformes; Lampridae. The coding region runs from base 1 to 1386 and encodes 461 amino acids.
AUGAUGAUGGAUGACAGGUGGACCAUCAUGAAUAACAGUGCCUCAGAGCUCGACACCAAACGACACAAAUACAAGAGGUGUUGUCGUGUCCUGCUCUGGUCCAUCAUUGUUCUGGUUGCCAUAGCAGCAGUUGUCACAGCGACUGUCUCUGUCCUGUACCUAAACCACUACUCUCUGCCUUUCAUCAACAGGGGUGGUGUCAUCUCCUCUGGGACUCCGUCCAUCGUCUCCACUAAUCAAAAGCAGAACAGUGCCUUGGUAACCAUCUCCCAAGACAAUGGUGAACCAAUCAGCGUUUUCCUGGAUCCCAACUGCCCUGAUUACCGCGACAGCUUCCUGCGCUGGGAAGAAGUCCAGAGCUCCUUGUUCAGACUGCUGAGCAGUCACAACACAGACGAAUGGCGGGAAAGGGGACUGACCCACAAACUGGGUGAGGAGCUGAAGCUGUUAUCUGGACACACCCACAGCAUGUGUCUGGAAGCUGAUUCACUGAAACGAGGACAGGAAGCUCUGGGACAGAGACUAGACACACUGCAGAACGAGCAAGGUCGAAUGAUACAGUUGUUGGCAGAUCAUCAGUCGGCGGUGAUGAAGGUUGUGCAUAGUGUCAGUGAUUCUCUGGUUAGCCUGCAGAGGGAGACAGAGAGUCUGAAGAGUCUGAAAGCGGAAGUUCAGAAACCAACAAAUAUAAGAGCAUUCAGACCCAGAGACUGUGCUGAGGUGCAGAGUGGCGGAGCCACAGAAGAUGGGCUGUACUCUGUGUUUCCUACUCACGACCCCGACGGCUUCAUGGUCUACUGUGAUAUGAACACCGAUGGUGGGGGCUGGACGGUUAUCCAACGCAGGGAGGAUGGUUCUGUGAACUUUUACCGUGGCUGGGCUGGAUACCGUGAUGGCUUCGGUGCAAUUACAGGAGAGCAUUGGCUAGGUCUGCAGAGGAUCUAUUCCCUGACCAGAACAGGGGGAUAUGAGCUGCGGAUCGACAUGGCUGACUUUGAGAACGGCACGGCGUUUGCACAUUACGGCAGCUUUGCUGUCGGCGUUAACUCGGUGAACCCUGAGGAGGACGGUUAUCCGCUGACGGUGGACGACUACUCUGGAACUGCAGGUGAUUCACUCCUGAAGCAUUCUGGGAUGCAGUUCACCACUAAAGACCGUGACCAGGACCAAUCAGAGAACAACUGUGCUGUGUACUAUCAGGGUGCCUGGUGGUACCGAAACUGCCACACGUCCAACCUCAAUGGCCAGUACCUAAGAGGAAGCCACGCCUCCUACGCUGAUGGGGUGGAGUGGUCCAGUUGGACUGGCUGGCAGUACUCGCUCAAGUUCACUGAGAUGAAGAUACGACCUACCAGCAGGCCAAACCAGAACCUUCACCUGAACUAA